Molecule: messenger RNA, 3857 nt
Organism: Haliotis rubra (blacklip abalone)
Lineage: Eukaryota; Metazoa; Mollusca; Gastropoda; Lepetellida; Haliotidae
Product: 5'-3' exoribonuclease 2-like
Exons: 34
Coding region: 55-3093 (1012 amino acids)
Biological process (GO): nuclear-transcribed mRNA catabolic process
Cellular component (GO): nucleus
Molecular function (GO): RNA binding; zinc ion binding; 5'-3' RNA exonuclease activity
Source: RefSeq, a predicted model, not a curated record
CAUUACAGAAGCCGCAUGAAAACAACAAGCGUGCUUCUUCAUAAUUCUUAAGCAAUGGGUGUUCCAGCAUUUUUUAGGUGGCUAAGUCGCAAAUAUGCCUCCAUUGUGGUGCAUUGUGUGGAAGAAAAGCCUAAGGAGGUGAAUGGGGUCAAUGUGCCAGUUGACGGUAGCAAGCCUAACCCCAAUGACAUCGAAUUUGACAACCUCUACUUGGACAUGAAUGGCAUUAUCCAUCCAUGCUGCCAUCCUGAAGACAAACCUGCUCCCAAGAAUGAGGAUGAGAUGAUGGUCUUGAUCUUUGAGUAUAUUGAUCGUAUUUUCUCUAUCGUACGUCCCAGGAAAGUCCUCUAUAUGGCUAUAGAUGGAGUGGCUCCAAGAGCAAAGAUGAAUCAACAGAGAUCAAGGCGAUUCCGAGCUUCAAAAGAAGCAAUAGAGAAGACAGAGACAAUAGCUCAACUCCGGGAAGAGAUCUUUUCAAAGGGUUUUUCUCUCCCCCCAGAGAAACCUGCUCAAGAAAAGUUUGACAGCAACUGUAUCACUCCGGGAACACCAUUUAUGUUCAAACUGGCCGACUGUCUACGUUACUACAUUCACGAUCGGCUCAACCAUGACUCUGGCUGGAAUGGUAUCAAGGUGAUCCUGUCUGAUGCCAAUGUCCCAGGAGAGGGUGAACACAAAAUCAUGGACUACAUCAGAAGACAGAGAGCUAUGCCGUCCCAUGACCCUAACACCCAUCACUGUCUCUGUGGAGCUGAUGCUGAUCUCAUUAUGCUGGGCCUGGCAACCCAUGAGCCGUACUUCACCAUCAUCAGAGAGGAGUUCAAACCCAACAAACCCAAGCCAUGUGAACUGUGUGGACAGAUGGGUCAUGAAAUGAAGGAGUGUGCUGGCUUGCCAAAGGAAAAAUCUGGAGAGCAUGAUGAGAUUCAGCCCUUCGUUGGUGCCGAGCAGGAGUUCAUAUUUCUGCGACUGAACAUCCUCCGAGAGUACUUGGAGCGAGAGUUGAAGAUGGAUGGCCUACCAUUUGAGUAUGAUUUUGAGAGAGCAUUGGAUGACUGGGUGUUCAUGUGCUUCUUUGUGGGAAAUGACUUUCUGCCUCAUCUUCCGUCCUUGGAAAUCAGGGAGGGAGCUAUAGACAGACUGAUAAAACUCUACAAGAUCACUGUCUACAAGACUGGGGGCUAUUUGACAGACAGUGGAGUUGUGUCCUUGGAGAGAGUCCAGCUUGUCAUGGCAGAUCUGGGUCAAGUGGAAGAUGAGAUUUUUAAGAAGAGGAGAGAAACAGAGGUAAUGAUGCUCAGCAUGCUCCUAGACUCGGGGAUCUUGAUUUCCCGGAGGCGUAAUAAGGAAAAGAAAAUGAGGAUGAAAAAUCAACGACAAGGAGACCGACCACGAUGGAUGGCAGGGGGACAGUUCGCUCCGAAGCCAAUUGGUGAAGGUGCAUCUCCUGUGUCCAACCCGCGUCAAGAAGCCUACCAGAUGAGGAUGCAGCAGACAGCAUCAUACUCCACAUCUAGUGGAGGCUCUGCCAAUCGGAAUGCUGCGCAUGACUUGAAGCAGUCGAUGGCCGAAAAUGGUGGGGAAAGUCGGGGAACAAAGCUCGGAGCAUUGGCCGUGGAGGAAGAAGAGGAAGAAGAACCUGACGAUGAAGUCAAACUAUGGGAAGAUGGCUGGAAAGAUAGAUAUUACAAGUCCAAGUUUGACACAGAUGCAAAUGACAUUGACUUUCGACAUAAAGUGGCUCACCACUAUGUGCGGGGAUUGUGUUGGGUGUUGAGGUACUACUAUCAGGGCUGUGCUUCCUGGAAAUGGUACUUCCCCUAUCAUUAUGCACCAUUUGCAUCCGAUUUUGUCAACAUUGGCGACCUUCCCAACGACUUUGAGAGGAACACUGAGCCAUUCCAGCCCCUGGAACAGCUGAUGAGUGUCUUCCCCGCCGGCAGCAAGCAGCAUCUCCCCCUUACCUGGCAGACUCUCAUGGAGGAACCGGAAUCACCAAUCAUUGAUUUCUACCCCACAGACUUCAAGAUAGAUUUGAAUGGGAAGAAAUAUGCCUGGCAGGGUGUUGCUCUGUUGCCCUUUGUGGAUGAGAAGAGGCUGAAGGAGGCCCUGAAGAGUGUGUAUCCCGAUCUCACAGCCGCUGAACGGAAGAGAAAUGUUCGUGGUGAUGAUCGCUUAAUGUUUGUAAAAGCCACUGAGCCUGUAGAUUUGGAUGCUGGUCUGUCGGAAGGAGUCUCAGGGAAAAUCUGGUGUGAUGAUUUAGCGGUGCUAACUGGAGGUGUUGUGCAAUCUAUUCUGCCUGCACUGAAAGAUGUCGAGGAUAACAGAGCUAUUGGUGUUCACUUCAAGGAUCCAAAGUUCGAUGCUGAUCAUCUCUUUCCUGCCAAGGUCCUGCCUGGUGCCAACAUGCCUGCGAAGGUGUUGAAGCCAGAGGACUUCGAGAAGAUGUUCCGGAGCCAGCAAGAACGAGGACGUGGUCGGGGACGGGACGGACGUGGCGGGUACGGUGGGCGUGGCGGCAUGGGCUGGAGGCCACAGCUUGGCUUCACCCCAGACAGUGGGUACAGACAGGAUAAAGACAUAUCUUCAGCCCUCAGAAUGAUCAGACAUGGGAGCCAGGGUUAUGGAGGGGGUCAGAAUUAUGUCAUGUCAUCCCAGAACAUGCAUCACUCUCAGUAUCAUGCAGGUCGCAACUACGGAGGUGGUGGCAGCCAGUAUGGAAGCUACAGCACUGGUGCCAGUGGAGGAGGUGGACGAAGUGGAGGAGGAGGUGGUGGAGGACAAGGGUGGCAGAGGAAUAUGGAUCGGUAUGGAGGGGGGCAGGGGAGCCGCCAGAUGGGUGGCUACAGCAGCAGCUACGGAGGUGGCAGCAGCCAGGGCUAUAGUGGAGGCUAUGGUAGCGGCUAUGGCGGAGGCUAUGGUGGCAGCUCCGGUGGUAGCUCCGCUGGUGAUAGCAGCUAUGGUGGUCAGUCAAGGGAGUAUGGAGGUCAGAGGACCAGUCAGUCAGGACAGGAUCGGUAUCGACCAUACAAUCAACAGCAACAGCAACAGCAGUCACAAGGCAGGAGUAGUGGUAACUACAGACGGUAUUGAACCUGGACUGAGGUCAGAUAGAGCUGACAUAUCUGGUGAUUCGUCUACAUUCAGGCAGCUGAACAUCUCGGUGUUGUAGACAUCUCAAUACAGUCAAUCAUUGCUACUCUAACAGAAGGGUCACUGUAAUUUUCAUAAAGAAUAAGUUACCAAACAGGUGUUUAUGUCAAAGCGUGGCUUUUUUAAAUAAAACAAAAUUCACAGAUUCGACUGACCCAAAAUUACUGUGUGUUUAUGGAUGAAACUGAAGGACUACUAGACAAUCAGUUUAACUACAUCAAACAAUGAGAAAGGGUUAACUAACUGUGCACACAUUGCAUCCUAUUCACAAAGCUUGAAAUAAAUGUCAGUUACAAACAUCUUUUUAUAUUUUAGUUUUUUCCAAUCUUCUGACAAGAUUUCUUCUGUAAACCAAGAAGUAAGAUCCUAAUUUUCAUGGAACCACAUUUUGUAUUUUCAGGGAUCUUGUGUUUUUCUGCUGAAUGUUUAGCAACUUUUGAUGUAAAAUGUUUUGCAAAACACAAUAUUUUGAGAUUACAAUAUCCAAUGCCACACCAGGUUGGUCUGUUAAUGACUGCCUGUCAUGGUCCAGACUUGUUUCAUGUAAAUAGGCGUGUAUUAUAUUGAUGUGACUGAAAUAGAACAUGUACAUAGCUGUCAUUAGGCCAAGAAAAAAAAUAACUUGUUUCCGGUAAAAUGAACAGUUAUGGGUUCCUGGGUAGGUUGAUUGUUAAUUAAAUAUUUUAUCUUUUAAUGAUGUUAAC